AUGCGCGUCUUCUCAACUCUCGUCCUGGCGGCGGUCACAUCCGCGGCGGCCGCCGACGACGUCGGCUCGCUAUUGUCCCAGAUCCCGGCGUGCGCCUUCCCGUGCUUCGCCGAGGCGUCCAAGUCGUCGGGCUGCUCCCUCACCGACUACAAGUGCAUGUGCAACAACAUGCUCCAGGUGCAGAACGCGGCCGCCAACUGCCUGACCACCAGCUGUCAGGUCGACGAUCUGGCGAAGCUGGCAACCAUGAGCUCUCAGCUCUGCCAGGCUAUCGCGGGGACGAGCGGCACCGCCAAGGCCACCGGCGCCGUGGCGACGGGGAGCACCGCCGGCACCGCGUCUGGCGCCGCCGCCACAGGCACCGCUCCCACGCCAGCGGGCGCCGGCCGGUCCGUCGCCGCCGUGGGUGUGGCGGGCCUGGCGGUUGUCGCCGCUGCUGCGCUUGUCGCAUAG
Gaeumannomyces tritici R3-111a-1 is the source of this 453-nucleotide messenger RNA. RefSeq lists its product as hypothetical. Lineage: Eukaryota; Fungi; Ascomycota; Sordariomycetes; Magnaporthales; Magnaporthaceae. The transcript has 2 exons. The record is from RefSeq and is a predicted model, not a curated record. Bases 1 to 453 code for a protein of 150 amino acids.